Paramecium sonneborni is the source of this 609-nucleotide messenger RNA. Lineage: Eukaryota; Ciliophora; Oligohymenophorea; Peniculida; Parameciidae. The record is from the annotation of a GenBank genome assembly.
AUGUAAUAAAAUUAGUGCGUAUAGACCUCUUCAUUUGAGUUGGCCUUUUAAUUAUAGGAUCUAAUUUAUAGAGAAACAAAGAUAAAAUCUCCUUCUCUUUAAUACAAUUUUUCGACAUCAACAAAAGCUAUCUCCAAUUCAAAGUCAACAAAAUAAAUGAAUUCACAUAGAAGUGUUGGUGAAAUAUAUACAAAUAUUACAUCUCCACCUCCUAAGAAACUUUUAGGAAAGCCUGUUGAAGGAAGAGCAUUGUUAGCUAAUUUAAUGUUUCCAAGUUAAGUUAAAAUGAAAGCUUCAAUUAUUGAAUAAAACAAAGAGAAAAAAGUUUAACCAGUGUCAAAAAAUAUUCAUAUGGCAAGAAGACUUAGUUAAUAUAAUUAAAAUGAAUCUAAACCAACUAGUUAAUUUUAAUUGAUCAAUAAAUUCAAUUUACAAUUGCAAAAGUGUAAUUAUUAUGUUAACAAUGAAAAAUCAGUAAAAUAAAAAACAUUAAGAAAAAGAUAGUUAUCUGUAUUGGAUGAUAUUCUACCUAUAAGUUCUCGAAAUCUAUUCGUAAAUGGAACUCAAAGUCAAUUUUCAAGUCGAGACAAGACACCAAAUAAAAAAUGA